Colletotrichum acutatum is the source of this 1782-nucleotide messenger RNA. RefSeq lists its product as uncharacterized. The record is from RefSeq and is a predicted model, not a curated record. Bases 1 to 1782 code for a protein of 593 amino acids. NCBI's taxonomy places the organism in Eukaryota, Fungi, Ascomycota, Sordariomycetes, Glomerellales, Glomerellaceae. The transcript is spliced from 2 exons.
AUGUCGGCACUGGCACCGCAAAACCCUGUCUCCCACGUUGACCCCAAAAAGCUUGAGGCUAUCAGAAGAAAGUAUGCCGAGGAAGCGGAAAAGAGGCUGAGACCAGAAGGCUCUGCACAAUUCCAACCCCUCAACGAAGCUUCAGAGGAUCGACUCCACUCGCUUCUCGACGAUCCGUGGGCGGACCACGCAAGACUGAAUGCCAGGCCCUCGCCCUUCCGCGUCACCAAGCACACUCGAUUCUUCGUCCUAGGAGCUGGGUUCGGAGGACUCUUGUAUGCUAUAAACCUCAUUGAAUCCGGUGUCGCGACCGCAGACAAGAUCCGAAUCGUUGAUGCGGCUGGCGGCUUUGGCGGGACUUGGUACUGGCAUCGGUAUCCCGGACUGCACUGCGAUCUCGAGAGCUAUUGCUAUCUGCCUCUGCUCGAGGAGACUGGCUACAUUCCGACAAAGAAGUACGCCCCGGCCGCGGAGAUCCGACGGUAUGCGGAACUCAUCGCGUCGCGAUGGAAGCUCAACGAUAAGACUCUGUUUCGGUCUGACGUGCAGAGCGUGCAGUGGAGUGACGACAAGGAGCUCUGGAAUAUCCGUCUCUCUGAGAGACGUGGUCCCGGAGAACCUGUGAUCAAGCAAGAAAUCCAGGCGCAGUAUGUUUACCUGGCUGCGGGUGUUCUCACAAAGCCACAAGUUCCAAAGAUUCCCGGUCUCCUGUCCUACAAAGGGGACAUAUUCCACACUUCCAGAUGGAACUACGACGUCACCGGCGGAUCUCAAGAAGAUCAAACACUCGACAACUUGCGAGACAAGAGAGUUGCAAUAGUUGGCACGGCUGCAACGGCCAUAGGAGCAGUCCCCACGCUCGCAAAGUUCACCAAAGAGCUGUUCGUGGUGCAGCGAACGCCAGCCUACGUAAAAGAACGCGGCCAACAGGAUACGGAUCCCGAAACUUUCAAAGCUACUGUCGCGAGAAAGAAAGGUUGGCAAUUUGAGAGGCAGAUCAGCUUGAACAGACACAUGACCAACGCCAUCUUGCCAGGCCAGCCCAAUCUGGUCAACGAUGGCUGGACCGAUAUGCCCGCUUACUCCGCGGUCAUGGGCUCACCCGCCCACGGCAUCGUCAGCCCCUCCCAGGAAGACCAGGCCCUAAGAGCCACUUGGUUCCACGCCUUGGACCUGCCACACAUGGAAGGCGUGCGCUCUCGGGUCAGCAGCAUUGUCAAGGAUGAAGCUACCGCCGAGAAAUUGAAGCCCUGGUACCCUUCUUGGUGCAAACGCCCCACAUUCAGCGAUGAAUAUCUACAAGCUUUCAACGAGCCGCACGUACAUCUGCUCGACACCAAUGGCAAGGGACCAUCUCACGCCACAGAGAGAGGCAUCGUCGUCGCUGGUGAGGAAUAUCCUGUCGACGUCAUCAUCUUUAGUACGGGUUACUCUGUCACCGGUGGUCGUACGGGAGGCAGUCCAGCAGAAAGAGUCGGCAUCGAGGUUCUCGGGCGUAAUGGAGUCUCAAUGGACGACAAAUGGCGACGCAACGGCGCUGCCACGCUACACGGAUAUCUCACGAAUGAGUUUCCCAACCUCUUCUUCUCCGGUACGUCUCAGGGUACCAUCACGGGUAAUAACGUGUUCAUGUUGGGCCUCAUUGCUCGACAUGUCACGUACAUCAUCUCCGAAGCUGAGGGACGAGUGGGUGCUGGUCAAAGAGCCAUCGUUGAGGUGACUCGAGAGGCAGAGGAACGGCACAGUCUCGAGAAUUUCUACAUCUCAAAGUUUGAAACGUAG